AUGGAAAUAAGAUUUCAAAAGGAACAAACAAUUGAUAAAAGUGUGCAGGAACAAAUCAAUAAGGAUAGAGAACAUUGGAGACAAGUAUUGUUGAGAAUAAUAUCCGUGGUUAGAACUCUUGUAGAAAAUAAUUUGGCGUUUCGUGGAGAUAAUGAGAAGAUAUACCAAGAAAAUAAUGGCAUCUUCUUAAGCUUAAUUCAAAUGAUUGCUGAGUUUGAUCCUGUAAUAGAGCAUAUUCGUCGAAUUCAAAAUAAAGAAAUUCAUUAUCAUUAUCUUGGACACAAAAUUCAGAAUGUGUUGAUACUUAUGCUAGCGGGUGAGAACAAGAAAAUAAUCAUCGAGAAACUCAAAGAAUCCAAGUACUUUUCUGUGAUACUUGAUUGCACUCCAGAUUUGAGUCACGAAGAACAAAUGUCUAUAGUAUUGAGGUGUGUUGAUAUUUCAGCAAGUCCAGUGAAGGUAGAAGAAUUUUUUUUAGGAUUUUUAUUGGUGGAUGAUAUAUCUGGAAAGGGAUUUUUUGAUGAAUUAGUGAAUGCGUUGAAUAAUUUAGAGCUUGAUAUCGAUAAUAUAAGGGGUCAAGGAUAUGAUAAUGAUGCUAACAUGAGAGGAAAACAUAAAGGGGUACAGAAUAGACUACUACAAGUAAAUCCUAGAGCAUUUUACACUCCUUGUGGGUGUCAUAGUCUCAAUCUUGCACUUUGUGAUAUGGCUACUUGUUGUACAAAAGCUAAAUCUUUCUUUGGAGUGGUGCAACAUAUAUACACUCUAUUUUCAUCAUCUACUAAAAGAUGA
This is a messenger RNA of Olea europaea var. sylvestris, 792 nucleotides long. Its product is annotated as zinc finger MYM-type protein 1-like. Lineage: Eukaryota; Viridiplantae; Streptophyta; Magnoliopsida; Lamiales; Oleaceae. Bases 1 to 792 code for a protein of 263 amino acids. The transcript has a single exon. The record is from RefSeq and is a predicted model, not a curated record.